Arachis duranensis is the source of this 1850-nucleotide messenger RNA. RefSeq lists its product as uncharacterized. The coding region runs from base 242 to 1558 and encodes 438 amino acids. The transcript has 2 exons. Lineage: Eukaryota; Viridiplantae; Streptophyta; Magnoliopsida; Fabales; Fabaceae. The record is from RefSeq and is a predicted model, not a curated record.
AUAGUACUUUGCAGCGUUACUUAAUUGGGAGAAGAAAAGUAGAAAACCCCUACAAACCUGUCUUUCCCCUUCUAUUCUUUCUUUCUUUGUUUUGUUUCUUUUCCUUGCCCUUCAAAAUUCAACAUUGCAACUUCUAAACACCUCUCUACUACCAACACCACAUCAAAUCCAGAUGCAAAUCUCUUCAACUUCGGAUAGCUAUUCCCAUUGAGUGAAAAUUAAAAAACAAAAAAUAAGAAAAAUGGGUAAAUGGGAUCACCGUCGCCCGCGUAGGUUCUUUCGCCGCCAAAGAUCUCCGCUCCAUCCCUCCGUCUUCUACGACAUCAAUGCUCCGCUUCCUGACUUUUCGCAAGACGGUGUACCUUUAUGGGAGAAGAAAUACUGCACUUUGAUAGGAUCAGUGCCAUGGCAGAAGAUAGUUGAUUCAAAGUAUAGUAUCAACUGUCAUGGUAAUGUGCUCAAUUGGAAUGAUUCAGCUGCUGAAGAAGCAUUCCAUAAUGCCAAAAACCUUUACCGGGCAAGGAUGAACAACCUCCCCAGCGACAUUUCUCUGCCUGAUCCUAAUAUGUACGUUGAUCAAAUAGAUUGGAACCCGUACAUUGAUCCCAAACUGAUCAAGGAAGUGGAUAGUACUUACUUUCCUGUGCCUGGCGACGAAAAAGAGAGUUCUAACAAAAUCAAACGAACAAAAAUUUCAGUGGAUGAUGAAAAUGCUUGGGAUUGUGCUGGUGAUACUUCUUCUAGCAGAGCUUUUGAAAAUAGAGUGCAAGACAGCCAGGAGGAUUAUGAUGUUGAUGAUCCUGGAAAUGUGGAUAACACCGAAAAUCCUUGGGAGAGGAGCAUUCCUCAACGAAAUGGAGGGUUAAAUAACAAUGCAUGGGAAGGUGGCUGCGUUAAUUCUUCAAGUUGGAAUGAAAGGGACCCUAACAUUCACUCUGAGGUUUGGAAAUCUGGAUGUACUGCUUGGGGGAAUGACUGUAAGGGCUUUCUUUCACAGAAAGAUAAAGGAUGGGGUAAUGUUAGGGAUAAUUCAUGGUGUCAACAGAAAUCGGAUAAUUUGGUUGUCGGCAGCAACACUUGGAAUUGUAAAUCGAGUCAGCAGAAUGCAACUUCUGGGAGCACAGGAUGGGGUAAUGUUAGGGACAGUUCGUGGUGUCAACAGAAGUCAAAUAAUUUGUUUAACAGCGGCAAAUCUUGGAAUUGUAAAUCUAGUAAGCAGAACACAACUCCAGGGAGCACAAGAUGGUGUGAUGAUAGAGACAGUUCAUGGUGUCAACAGCAUUCAAAUAAUUUGGUUAACAAAGGAAACCCUGGGAGAAACAACAAUGCAAAUAUGCAAGGAUGGGAGCAAUGGGAAAAUUCUCUUGUUUCAAGUAAUUCACAAUUUAGACGAAACAAUGGAGGUACGACACCCUGGAAUCAGAGGUUUCAAAGGAAGGAAGGCUAUGAUCAACAAACUUUUGAUCAUAACGGCUCUCAGUUUCAGAGAGAUGAUCGCCAAACAGGUCAAUACUGGAGGAGGGAAAAUAGUAAAAAGAGGAAUUUUGCAUAUCACUAGGGAUUUUAGAACAUACUGUGCCUUGUAUUUUUUGUGAGCAACACAUUUUUUGUUACACUUAUAAUAUUUUGAUGCACUGGAAUGGCACUGCUUUUGGAUUUUGGUGGGAAGCUGGAGUUGCUGAGUUGUACAAGAGUAAAGGAUCAUAUAUGUCAAGGAUAAGAGAAAUAAUUACAUCUCAAUUUGGGGGGAAUUGUCUUAUUCUUGAUGCAUAAUCUCUAUUUCACUGCUAUGUAUAAUUUUUUGCUUUUCUAGCAGUACCCUAUAUAUGGUAUGGCAAAUUUUGGGCUCA